AUGAAGCUUGGAAGUGGAGAUGACGACAUGAUCUUAGAGGCGGAACCGAGCUUUCGCAAUGCUCGGGUAAAACCACAAAUCGUACCGUAUAUGUGGUUUAAGAAUUUUAGAAACCGCAAACCGUACCACGGAAACCUUGAAUCGUGUUGUGAGGUGUGGUUUAGUGCAGGCGAUGCAGCAUCCGUCGGAAUAUGCUACGGCCGGCUCGGCGAUGAUUUGCCCUCCGAACAAGAGGUGGUAGACCUCUACCAAAGCAACGACAUAACCAGAAUGCGACUUUACGAUCCAAAUCCAAACACUCUUCAAGCCCUACAGGGAACCAACAUCGAACUCUUACUUGACGUUCCAAAUAGCGAUCUUCAAUCCCUCACAGAUCCAUCCGCUGCAAGAACUUUAGCUGAAAACAACAUCCAAAACUACCUCGAUGUUAAAUUCCGGUACAUCACCGUCGGAAACAAAAUCGAUCCAAAUAAUGGUAACAGUCGAUUUGUCAAUUUCGUACUUGAGGCGAUGCGAAAUGUUCACCAAGCAAUUGUAGACGCUGGAUUAGCUGACCAAAUCAAGGUCUCGACAGCAACCUAUACUGGUCUCCUAUCGAAUACCUAUCCGCCAAGCGUUGGCGAGUUUCAUGACAAUGUGAAGAGCUUUAUCGAGCCGAUUAUCAGAUUUCUACGUAAAAACAAUUUGUCGAUGCUUGCUAACAUUUACCCCUAUUUUGCUUGUCGUGAUAACCCUAACAUUAGUCUCCCGUAUUCACUGUUUACAUCGGGUCCACUUGUGAACGAUAAUGGUUUGGUGUACUCUAACCUUUUCGACGCCAUGUUAGAUGCUUACAAUGCAGCUCAAACACGCCUUGGUGGAGGCGAUUUGAAUAUUGUUGUGUCGGAGAGUGGAUGGGCGCCGUAUGGUCAUCGGGUAGCGACACCGGAAAACGUAGCAACUUAUUAUCAGAAGUCGGUUGAACAUGUGAAAGAGGAUAAUGGGACACUGGCAAGGCCUGAAAACAGUAUAGAAACGUGUUUGUUUGCAAUGUUUAAUGAGAAUUCGAACGAAGGAGAUGAGUAUGAGAGGCAUUUUGGGCUUUUCUUCCCCGAUCAAGGAUCCAAGUAUGAACUAAGCUUCUGA
Messenger RNA from Lactuca saligna, 1125 nucleotides. Lineage: Eukaryota; Viridiplantae; Streptophyta; Magnoliopsida; Asterales; Asteraceae. The record is from the annotation of a GenBank genome assembly.